Aedes albopictus (Asian tiger mosquito) is the source of this 4904-nucleotide messenger RNA. It is a transcript of the gene syd, whose product is annotated as JNK-interacting protein 3. Gene Ontology annotation, biological process: vesicle-mediated transport. Gene Ontology annotation, molecular function: JUN kinase binding; MAP kinase scaffold activity; signaling receptor complex adaptor activity. The transcript has 12 exons. Lineage: Eukaryota; Metazoa; Arthropoda; Insecta; Diptera; Culicidae. Gene Ontology annotation, cellular component: cytoplasm. Bases 245 to 3712 code for a protein of 1155 amino acids. The record is from RefSeq and is a predicted model, not a curated record.
UGAGUUUGUUUCUGUCAGCGUACGUAGCUGUGCAUAUUUCGGGCGCUGGGCAAUAAGAAAAUCGAAAUAAUAAUAUUGUCGAGAGAUUCCAACAACUGGCUGGUCAGAAGUUUAUACUGCUAAUAGAAUUAUGUAAAAAUCAUGCAUUGUUUGUAGUUUUCGCAAGUUUGGAAGGCCGUAUUUGAUCGAGAAAAGUGUAUAAAUUGUUCCCGAGUGCGUGUAUCUGCGAUUCUAGUCAUUCAAAAUGGAAGCAGAAGGAGGUGAUUCGGAAAUUGUUUAUGGAACGCACGAUGACGCUGCAAUGGUGAUGUCUGAAAAAGUACAAUCACUAGCCGGCUCAAUUUACCAGGAGUUUGAGCGCAUGAUAUCGCGUUAUGAUGAGGACGUCGUUAAAUCCCUUAUGCCAUUACUCGUAAAUGUUCUGGAGUGCUUAGAUGCUGCUUAUCAAAAUAAUCAAGAGCAAGAUGUUGAGCUGGAAUUGCUACGGGAAGAUAACGAGCAGCUGGUCACACAAUACGAACGAGAGAAAAAUGCUCGAAAACAAGCUGAGCAAAAGCUUCUGGAGACCGAAGAUUUGGCCGAACAAGAGAAUAAAGAACUGGCAAGUCGAUUGGAAUCUUUGGAAAGUAUUGUGCGUAUGCUUGAGCUGAAGCAUAAAAAUAGUAUGGAUCAUUCUAGUCGAUUGGAAGAAAGAGAAGGUGAACUAAAGAAAGAGUAUAACAAACUUCACGAGCGUUAUACAGAGCUAUUCAAAACGCAUGUUGACUAUAUGGAACGUGCUAAGAUUAUGAUGGGAAAUUCCAACCAUUCCCAAGUCAGUGGUGCGUCUGAACGAUUAAAUCUUCAUACUUCGAGAUUGAUUCCAAUCGCCCGAUCGUCCGGUCCAGUAUCCUAUGGAUUUACAUCGUUGGAAAAUUCCACAAUGCUCGAUUCAGAUGUCGUGUGUAGUGGGGAAAGUAGCAAUGGCUCAGGGCCACCUUCAUUGCAUAACGAGCUUGAUCAGAUCGUUACCGCCGAAAAAUCGUCCGAGACGGAGAAAAUGCAGCAGGUUAAUCAAGCUACGUCUCCGGAGAGUGAGGCAUCAAAACCGGUCAUGACAAACUCAAUUGGUGGAAAAACUACCACCAAGAAAGAGCAAAGAUCUGGAAAUACUCUCUACCAGGAACUGUCGUUCCAGGACGACACCGUCGAAAGUGAAGAGGCUGAAAUUACAGGGGGAUGGGUGCAUCCAGGAGACUAUGCUUCUUCAGUCAACGACAACUUCUUUGGAAUGGGUAAAGAAGUGGAGAACCUUAUAAUGGAAAAUAAUGAGCUGCUAGCUACCAAAAAUGCAUUGAACAUCGUCAAAGACGACCUAAUAGUUAAGGUCGAUGAGUUGACCGGUGAAAUCGAAAUUCUGCGUGAAGAGCUUAACGCAGUGAUUUUGGCGAGAAAUAAGCUAAAAUCCAAAGUUACCGAACUGGAGGAGGAGCUGAAGAAGACGAAAGCUCAAGUUAAACAAACUACAGUCGAUCAAGAGGAAGAAGGUGAUAUUCCCAUGGCCCAGAGGAAACGAUUUACCAGGGUUGAGAUGGCACGCGUGCUCAUGGAAAGGAAUCAGUAUAAAGAACGAUUUAUGGAGCUACAAGAUGCCGUACGCUGGACGGAGAUGAUGCGCGCUUCCAGAGUGGAGAAUCUGGACAAAAAAUCAAAACAGAGCAUUUGGAAGUUUUUUAGUAACCUUUUUAGUUCAGGCGAUAGACCGCCGCCUGAAUCUUCCGGGCGAUUACUUCGAUAUAGUACAAACCAAAGCCCUAGCAUGCAAGGGAUCCCUGAGGCAAGACUUUUCACAAGUCCUGCCCAUUUUAGCUCUAUGAAAUCCUCGAAUGUGUUGGUUCUCACCAAAGAACCGGAUCUUGCUAGCUCGGAACGGGCCAACCAAAGAAGACGUGAUCAAUACAGGCAAGUGAGGGCACACGUGCAAAAAGAAGACGGGCGAUUACAGGCAUAUGGUUGGAGCCUACCUUCAACGAAACCUAUGACCGGGGGCAGUUCCUCAAAGGUAAAUAGUGGCGUCCCGGUUCCAGUUCCUGUCUACUGUAGGCCGCUAGCCGAAGCCAGUCCACACAUGAAAGUGUGGUGUGCCAGUGGCGUUAAUCUUCACGGAGGAUACACCAGGGAUGGUGGUUGCAUGGUCGGUGCCAGCAUAUUCUACUCAAAGAAAUCCGAGACGAAAAUCACUGAAAUUACUGAGGCCCAAUCGGCCGAAAUAAACGAGCUAGAAUCUCUCGAAAAACAAUUGGUGUCCAUCAACAAUGCUCUGAACAGCGAAACUGAGUUGAGUUCAUUCGUCUGGAUUUGCACCAGCACACAUUCAGCGAGCACAGUUACCGUUAUCGAUGCCAAAAAUCCAGCGGAAGUGUUGGACUCGUUUCCGGUCUGCCAGAACCAUUUACUUUGCAUCUGUACCGUGCAAGGCGCGGAGGAAAAAGAUUACGCACUGUUGGAGAACAGUGAAGUUACCAAAGCAGGAGAAAUGUUGGAAAACCCAGGUAGUGCUCCGGAUGAUAUCGGCAAAGUUACCUUUGUAAGGCAUGAACCACUAGCCGCCCAAACUAAGGGUGAUAAUGCUACCGACAGUGGACAAACACCAUCUGCGAACUGCGAUCAAAAUCACAAUAAACAGGAAUCUCCUACUGCAAAAGAGCAGGAAAAACCGGAAGUUGUUGGUGUGGCAAACACUGAUAACAAUGACAAUAUCACGGCUUGCGAAGCUAACGCGGAUGAUAAACUUUCAAACGAUGACCCUCCAGUGUCGUCCGUUGGUCCAACCAUGUGGAUGGGCGCCCAGAAUGGCAUGCUCUAUGUGCACAGCUCAAUUGCUAGGUGGAAUGUAUGUUUACAUCGAAUCAAACUGCCCGACUCAAUUUUGUCGAUAGUGCACGUUGAAUCACGAGUCGUCGUUGCACUGGCAAAUGGGUCACUUGUUGUAUUCAGGAGACAAAUCAGCGGAGAAUGGGACACGAAUAACUAUCACAUACUGACACUGGGAUCACCAAAGCACUCGAUUCGAUGUCUCACAAUUGUUGGAGAUAAAGUAUGGGCAGCCCAUCGCAACAGGAUUCACGUAAUAGAUCCUAUCACACUGACCGUGCUACAUUCAUUCGAGGCACAUCCACGGAAAGAAAGUCAAAUACGGCAGAUGGCGGCCACAGGUCUGGGUGUUUGGAUUUCCAUUAGGUUGGAUUCCACGUUACGACUAUUUUCAUCGGAAACAUAUGGACACAUACAGGAUAUUGAUAUUGAACCGUACGUUUCCAAAAUGUUGGGAACAGGAAAGCUUGGUUUUUCGUUCGUUCGGAUAACGGCCCUAUUGGUGUCCUGUAAUAGGCUCUGGAUUGGGACAGGGAACGGCGUGGUGAUAUCCGUGCCGUUAAGCGACUCUAGUGGUGCUAUAUCGAGCAAUAUGCUGCCCCGGUGCUGUAUGGCAAAUGCUCAACUGUCGUUCCACGGCCACAGAGAUGCGGUAAAAUUCUUCGUGGCAGUACCGAUGAACCCUGAAACGCAAAAUCAGUUCCCUUGCAAGAAGGAUAUGCUGGUUUUGUCGGGAGGAGAAGGAUACAUAGAUUUCCGGCUAGAAGAAAAUGUGGACGAUGCAUGCGACAUUGCUUCUCACAUAUUAGUUUGGCGAGUAAACGCUUCCAUUGAUGAUUUGUCAGUAAAUCAGAGUUGACGUAAAGGAGACGGCGAAAUGGAAAACAGUGUUGAAAUAGAAGCCGAGCAGACUACCGGGAACCAGAACGAGAAAAGCUUUAUCAUAGUGUGGCAAGUUAAUAAUGCAUAACCUGCUUUUCAAUACUGAUACUGUCGACAGGUGAUAGAUUCAAAGUUUUAAGUUAUUCCAAAAAAGUGAAAACUAAAUGGUGGAUUAUGAAUUCAGGACAAAGAAUCAUUAGUGAGGUUUUAGUACUAAUUUAUUAUAUUUUAUGUAGAAGUUCAAUCGAAGUUCUGGAAAAUUAUCCCUCUCCAGGGAAUGUUUUUAUGUUUAUUUCCUUUAAGCCGAAGAUUUUUAAUUCCAUUUAUUUGUAUGACAAGUAAGCUUGAUAUUAACAUAAUGUAUUUGAUAUUAAACACUUCACGAUUUUCAAAACACCUUGUUUCUCAAACUAAUAGCACCGAGAAGUUUGGCAUAGAGAUCAAGAAAAAUAUAUAUUCGUAAUGAUUGCUUGUUAACCAAAUUAUCGUUCCACAGAGGCUUCAUUAAUUAUAACAAAUAAAUUAACUCCUCUCAUGUAACCUCUAACAUAAAAUUAGUAAACUUUGAUUAUGCUACAAGAAAGAAUUUAAUUACAGCGAAUAUAAUCUAAUGAUAUUUAUCAAAAUGUGGAUGUCUUAGCCGAACUGAUGUUUUGGAUAACCGUGAAGGGUAUAAUUUCGGUACAAUAAAUGAGUUGUUUUCUCGUAGUGAAGAGUUUUUGAAUGUACUAGUGAAAAGCUAGUAUUGAAAGAUUGUGAAUUUGGCUAGUUAAGCGUUCGGUCAUAGUGUAAUAAUAAAUUACAGGCCGUUCCUGUUUUGAGCCCUUGUUCUUUUUCAUGUUUUUACUACAUGAGAGUUAACGUAAAUUUGAUAUCGAUAAUUUCGCAUAUUGAUAUGAUUACCAAAAGAAUACAGGCUCAAAACAGAAUAGCUGCUCCAUACAAAUUGGAUAACAUUAUUUUCAUAAUUGUUGUACAUAUGAAACGUAGAUGCUAGUCAUAUUCCGUAAUAUAGGAAGGUUCAAUAUAAUAAAUGUAAAUAUUACGCAGUAUUUUGCGACUCGACUUUAAAGUGUUACUAAAUAUGAAAAACUAAACAGUUUUCUAAACACGUCAGAUAAUUCUGAUCGUAGGAACAAAAUAAAGCGUAUUCGAUAUCCAUCAAAAAA